Molecule: messenger RNA, 2160 nt
Organism: Filobasidium floriforme
Lineage: Eukaryota; Fungi; Basidiomycota; Tremellomycetes; Filobasidiales; Filobasidiaceae
Product: putative Autophagic vacuole formation-related protein
Exons: 12
Coding region: 1-2160 (719 amino acids)
Biological process (GO): autophagy of mitochondrion; protein localization to phagophore assembly site
Cellular component (GO): autophagosome; phagophore assembly site
Source: RefSeq, a predicted model, not a curated record
AUGAAAAGUGCCGGCAGGAACCUGAGCGAGAGGGAAAGGGCUCUGUGGAUAUGGGUCAAUGUGGUCGAUCUCGAUGGGUAUUUGCAAGAGGUUUACGAAUACUAUGUCGGCAAAGGGCUGUACUGUAUAGCGUUGCGUCGAAUCCUAAAUCUGCUUACUUCGGGGUUUGUCAUCGUAUUCUCGACGUUUCUGUUCUCAUGCAUUGACUAUUCCAAGUUCCCUUCGGAUGGUCACGGUGCCUUGUCGGAAGUCAUUGUACCACAUUGCUCCAGCAGGUGGUCGGUUCCCCAUAUCGCGCUGACAUGGGUCCUGGGUAUCGUCUUUGGGUGGCGCCUGCUCGUCUUCGCCCUUGGUACGCGCAAAUUGAUCGAGAUGAAAGCCUUCUACGAGCAUCUUCUGGACGUUCCGAAUAGCGAUAUCCAGACUAUACCUUGGUCGGAGGUGGUCAAGAGGAUCGGGCAGAUCCGCGACGACAACCCCACCACAAGCCUGAAAGACCCGGAUGGUGCCGAGUCUAUGAAUAUUGGUGAUCACAUAAAGCUGGACGCUCACGAUGUCGCAAAUCGUAUCCUGCGCCAAGAGAACUACUUGACAGCACUUUUCAACAAGGAUCUUCUGGAUCUUUACGUACGAAUACCACUUCCCAAACAAGCUGCAGGCUUAUUGCCGGGUCGUCUGAUUCAGUACGAUUCAGAAGAAGACCGGUUCUAUCUAUGCUUCGGUCGCAACAACUUGACUCGGGCAUUGGAGUGGAAUCUACGAUUCUGUCUUCUCGGCUACUUCUUUGACGACCGGAGACAUGUCAGAAAGGAGUUUAUCCGCGGCAGAAACCGAGGAGAGGCGAUCCUGAAGCUCCGAAAUCGGUUCAUUUUCAUGGGUAUCCUCAACGCGAUCUUCGCGCCCUUUAUUGUGCUCUACCUGCUGAUGUAUUCCUUCUUCCGGUAUUUUGAAGAAUACCACAAGAACCCUUCCUCCAUAGGCUCGCGACAGUACACUCCUUACGCGCGCUGGAAGUUUCGCGAAUUCAACGAACUGCCCCACCUUUUCGAGAGAAGACUCGAUGAGAGCUACGAGGCAGCAAAGGAGUACAUCGAUCAAUUUCCCAAGGCUAUCACUGCGCUGAUCAUGCGGUUCGUUGCCUUUAUCGCCGGGGCUUUUGCAGCGGUUCUCCUACUCUUGUCAGUGGUCGAUCCCGUCUUUCUUCACUUUGAGAUCACGCAAGAUCGGACCGUUUUGUUCUACCUGGGUCUCUUCACCUCCGUAUUGGCGGUAUCGAGAGGAAUGAUUCCCCAGGAUACUAAAGUCUUCUCGCCCGAGGAGCUCAUUACCGAAGUGGUGGCGCAUACGCAUUACAUGCCCGACGAAUGGAGCGAUAAGCUGCAUUCGCAGGCGGUCCAUGCCGAAUUCUCCAAGCUUUUCGAGAUGAAAUUGUCGAAUUUUCUGCAAGAACUCAUCUCUGUUCUGUUGACACCCUUCAUCCUCAUCCUCUCCCUGCCCCGCUCGGCGGCCGCCAUCGUGGACUUUUUCCGAGAGUUUACGGUGCACGUCGAUGGAAUCGGGUAUGUCUGCUCUUUCGCCGUCUUCGACUUCAAGCGGCAAGGAAAGCUGCCUGAACUCCCUUCAGGAGAUGAAGACGCGAGAAAGUCAUUGUUCAAUCGGAAUCGCAAGAUGGAAAAGAGUUUUCUCCAUUUCAAGAUCACCAACCCAGCUUGGCAGCCUUCGGAUCCGGGCGCGUCUCUCUUCCUCUCCAAGGUAGCCGAAUCAGGAACUAUGCGACGAGGAGCGAGACGACCAGACUCGGAUGCCAAUGAAAAGGUUUCUCGAUCACCGCCUUCGGAAGAGCAACAGCUGAGGGACCGAUCCAACAUUUACGAACGUGCCCUGCAGCGGAGCAUCAUGCUUCGCAGUGGGAACAAGCAGGUCCCGUCCAUCUCACCUACGACUCUGCGAGGCGUCGGACGACCUCCUGGGAGUUCGGGAAGUACUUAUCUCGCAACGAUGAAAGAGGCGGAAGACGGGCUCGAAGAAGCGGACGAGGAAGAUGGCUGGGAGACCAAGAUGAUCAAGCGCAAGGGACCCGGUUUGGAGUAUUCGCAGGAAGAGCCUGAUGGACGGGAUCAUGGUGUGCUGGAUAUGCUUCAGGAUGUCAUUCGACGCUGA